UUUAAAAACUUUUUUUUUCAGUGUAACGUUUUAACAUAUAUUGUCAAAAAUAUUAUAUAUCUGCAAGGCAUGUUUCAAGUUUCAUCUUCUUACGAGGAAUGUGGAUGUAUUAUAUAUUCCGAAGAGUGUUAAUAAGGCAUGAGCCCCGUAACGCAGCUUCCCGCGCAGCGAUCAUCUCGCCGAAGUCAUCUCGCGUGCGAAUGGGCGAAGGGCACGUGCCCGACCGGUUUCCCUUUAAUUCGCUUCUUCCACGAAAACUUCCGCGGGAUCAUUAGUUCCGCGUCCCCGGUUAGUUGCGUCACGCACGAAACUAUAAAGAAUUAUUUCGGAGCGGAUCGCGCGCCGCGCCGCGCCGCGUCGUCGUCAAUCGCGGUUUACAGCCGGCUGGGGUCCGGUUUGGUCGUACACGCGCGGCAACGUUAAUCGCCGCGACACAUCUCUCUCGUCGCACUAAUAUCUAGCGUAUCUUAUCUAGCAGUUGUACCUACGUGUGUAUCUCGUGUACCGUUACUCUCCUGCACUUAACGCUGUUAACGCCCACACGUCAUCGCGUCGUGCGUUUCCCUCGGCUUUUUCGCGUGUUGGCGAUCGCGCGCUUUCCGCUAUUCACCAGCAUGACGUUUCAUCUGUAGAUAGUAUCUUUUCCCUUGUGAAAGUAUUUCUUAAGGGAAAGUAAAAAUUCAAAUUUUCAAAUUAUUUCUUCUUAAUGAUGUAACUUGUCGUACAUCCAUCUCUUUUUAUAUAUUCAAUAUUGAAUAAUAAGAAUCUUAAUGAUCUUGUGAUUACGUUAUAGGUAAUAUAAUACGUAUUGAAUAUGUUGCGAAAUGAAAGAUGGCUUGAAAUAUGAAAUUUAAAUAUACACAGAAAACAUUUCAAGGUGCCAAGUUGUAUAAAACACUAAGUUGUAUAAAAAACGAUCUAUUAUAACGUGACAAACAAUGCACAUAUAUUGUAUAAGUUUCUGAUGACUGCGAACCCUAGUAGCCUGUGUCGGUUAAUAAUAGCAAUGAUCGAUUCGAACGCCUCGAUCAUCGAUACUCCGCUUUCAAAGUGCUAAGAACAACCUGUACAAUUGAUCCGCCUAUCUGCCAUACAAAUAGCCUGGAUAAAAAUCGGCGACUGUAAAGCACCGCGGUACGGCCACGGCUCGUUAUCAAUCGUGCGCGGUAGACCAUGCAAGCUGACUCGGGGCACGCGCCUGGCGGGGUCGUAGGCUGCCCUACCUCCUCAUCUCGGGUCUUGUGCCCCUCAUUUUCCUGCGCCUUGCCGAGUAACGUUUGCGAGAGGGAACAAGAGGGAGAGAGAGAUCGAGGAAGGUGACCCCACUUCCAUUCGGUACCCGUAGCGGGGCCCGUGGCCCCAGUCCUCCCACUCGAUGCUUCUACUCCCUUCCUCGCAACACUCUCCCGUUCCCUCUCUCUCGCAAACAACUCCACCACUCUGACCCACGAUCAGCGGUGAUCCCCCUUGGCCCGCCUAUGCGCCGCUACGCUCCCUUUGCGCGGGUUGCGACGGCAGGCCGACUGCAUUCGCGGGGCCUCUUUCUCUCUCUCUCUCUCUCUCUCUCUCUCUCUCUCUCUCUCUCUCUCUUGCUCGCUCACCCACCCUCGUUCGCUCGCUCGUUUGCUCGCUCCCUCACCCUCUUUUUGCGCUUUUUCUCUCACUCCGUCUAAUUUUCUUCUCAUUGUCUUCGUUGGUUCUCUCCUCUCCUUGCCUCCUCUUUCUCGUUCUCUUGCGCUCCCUUCCCUCCCUUUCUCUUUCUCUUCCUCUUCCUCUUCCAACACCCGUGCGAUGCGGCCCACACGCGAGUCCCGCGCGAGCUACACAACACACAUGGCCGAUCGGCCACUCUUACUCGCGGAGUGUGCGGUCCUACCUCCUGCAGGGGACCGUGUCACGUGGCCCCCAGGCCGCAACGGCACGCAGCGCGCAGCACGGGCUGUGCUCUCUCGUGAGCCGCGCACACGACACCAGUCAGAGACGAACCGAGAGACCGAACCGACAGAUCGCAUUCUCUCUCCCAGGAAGCGCGUGUGGUGCUUUCUCCCUCCCUCUCUUUCUCCGAUUCUUUCUCUCUCUCUCUCUAUCUAUCUAUCUAUCUAUCUCCUCUCUCCUUUUCCGUCCCUCUUUCCCUCGCACUCUCUUCCUGUACAACUCUCUUCUCUCUCUUCCACCCUUUCCGUCCCCCUGUUCUUCGCGGUCCACGCGCGACAUGUCAUGGUCUGGGACCACUCACGUGCGCCCCCGCGUUGUCUCUACUACCAUCUGACGUUCCCGCGGCCACGUGCCAAUUCCCCAGUGUUGUGUGUUUACGUUGUGAGGCCCGCGUCGAACCGCGAGAAGAAUCGUUGGAGCAUUGGGAUAUUUGUGUGACACCCCGACGCAGGUGAACACUCCUUUGGCGCGAGAGGAUCGCGCGAGCCAGUCGUGAGAAGUGUAACAUUCUGUCGCGUUUACUCCUCGGCAUCAUGCCGAGAUGGGAACGAGCGGUAGUGUGAGUCGGCUGUGCCGAUGUACAGUGCGUCGUCGUUGUGGGAUGUGCAAUCGGUGUAGUGUGUCAGCGUGUUGUACCGGCGACGUUGUCACGAGGACGGUGGUGCAGCGGAGACCGCACUCUCUCGUUAGGACGACCGACGCUCCGACUGGCCUUCACGGAUGAAAAUGAAUGGAACCGAUAAAUGCAGGAGCAUCGUUCAUCGUUCCGAGGGAUGGACCUAGAAUAAUCACGUUACUCAUCAACUAAGCCAAUCAACGUUCGUUGACCAAACCCCAAACAUUUCGUAAUAAACACGCGACCCUAAAAGAAAGGUGUCAGCGCGUCUUUAUGCGCGCGUCAUCGUCUCGUUUCUUCCGGAGAAGUGUAUCUCGCGAAAAAGAAAUGUGGGACGAGGAUGUCCCACAGAAUGACUCGCACGGGCAGAGCGUGAGGUGUUAACCGCAGGAAUAUAUGUCCUGCCGCGUAUGAUAAGACGGAAAUAUAAUUUAUUGUGCGUGCAUCACGUAUACGAGCACCAUGGUUACCCUGGACACCGAGCAGAAGCCCGAGAGGCAGCACUGCGGCCGACGUAUGUGCGCCAUUUGCAGACGCAUCAAACGAGAUAAAGCGUUGAAGGUGAAGCUCAUGCUGAGGCGACCCAUCAAUCAGCUGGUUGCGCAAGGCAUCAUGCCACCGUUGAAGACGCCACCGGCGUUUCACGAGCAACGGAAGCAGCUGGAGAGGGCGAAGACGGGUGAUCUGCUGAAGGCGAAGAUCCAGCAGAGACCAGGUAGGGACGAGCUGGUUCGGCAGCACAUCCUCGAGGAUGUAGGUCACGUGGAUCCGAGUCUGGCCGAGCGACAGCGAAUGCUGAAGAAAGCCAGGCUAGCUGAUCAGCUCAACGAUCAGCUCAGUCAUCGACCCGGGCCGCUCGAGCUCAUCCAGAAGAACAUCCUUCAUACUGAAGAGCCCAUCGAGAGGGCGGUCAAAGAGGGUCACAUUCCCUUCAAGGCCACCUGCGAGGGGCAGGUGACAAAACCCCAGCACCCAGAUCACUACAUCACUUUCGAGGAUGACUCUCAGAGCUCAGAGGGCGCGCCCUCGCCGCAGCUGGAGUCGCGGUCGUCAGACGUUCUGGAGACCGCGGCGGCCUCCGCGGGCAUCGUCACGGUCUCCCUGAGUAUACCAACAACCGGCGGUGCCGUUGUGGUCUCGUCGACGUCCCCCGUCUUCCAGCAAUCGCCUGCGGAAUCGACGAUACAGACGUUCGCCGAACUUUGCAACACCGUUGUAGGCACGCAGCAGCAGGGUCAGCAGCAAGUUCAACAGGGCCAACAACACACAUCUACGCAGGCGAGCCAAACGACGAAUGGCCCGUCGACGACCCUCCUACCAUUGGCGCCGGCGCCGAGCCCAAUGUCCCUGGGCUCGACGACGUCCAGUCUGAGCCCCCUGUCCAACAUCUCGAUAGCGUCGCCCCCGGCGCCGCCGCCGGCGGCGAUCACCCCGCGGCCCCAGCCAAGUCCGAUAGCCGCCGCCGCCACCACGUGCCAAAGGAGCGACGCUCCCGGGAAGGACAAGAACAGAAAGAAGUCGAAGACCAAGAGCCAGCCCAAGACUCGUACGAUCAAGUUCCAUGAGUAUAAAGGUCCGCCAAACGCUCAAAAAACGUCGUCAUCGUCUAGUACUUCCGGUCUCGGCGGUGCACAGCCCGGUGAGACCAGUUACGAGUUGCUCCUACAGCAGCAACAGCUGUUCCUCCAAUGGCAACUCGAGUGGCAACACAAGUAUCCACAGAUCAUCUUGCCGGCCGCGCAAAAACCGCUAUCGCUCACAAGUAGCGGCGCGAGCGAUGCUGGUAGCGUGAGCGGAAGUAGCGCGAACGCCGCCAGCCCAGCUCCGUCGAAUUCCUCGAACAAUCCUUCGGAGCAGCCUCUAUUGAGGCCUUUGGGGAAAUUAGAAGAGAUGAAAGUGAGCGAUCUCAAGGUGGAACUGAAACGUCGAAAUCUACCGGUGUCGGGCUCGAAACCACAGCUGAUUGAGCGAUUGAAGCCCUUCACGGAGUCGUCCAACAACAACUCGACUUCCAACUCUACUGGACCGCACGUGACGCACAUGGGUCAUAUCUUGAUGGACACACCUGGCCCGAUGGCAACGGACGACUCCAGCUCUCAGGCUAAGAGUCCGUGUGCUAUCGUGAAGGAGGAGCCAAACAGUCCACGUACCUCCUCGCCCCACAAUAGCGAACACGACGAUCCAUUGAGUCCACCAGGAGAUGAUAUUAUCAAGGUGCAGAGGAAACGGAUAGAGGAAUUACAGCGUGAACUGUACAAGUCACAGCAACAGCUCCAGCAGAUUCGUCAAACACAGCCGGCCACGGUGCGCGCUGAGAAGCUGGCGCUUCAACAACAUAUACACAAUAAAAUGCAACAACAGCAACUGGCUUUACAAUUGCAACAACUUCAGCAUUUACAGCAACAACAGCAGCAGCAACAACAACAACAACAAAAUCAACAACUAACGCAACAGCAACAAGCUACAAUUCAACAAUUUAAUGCGAAGGCGAGUCUCGCGGCUUUUCUGCAAGCGCAACCAAACAACGCAACUGCCAUUCUUGACUCCGCGACUCUGACAGCGAUCAACAAUAAGAAGAAUCAAUCCAAAAACAGCACUACUGUUCAAAUACCCACGGCUAUCGUUCUGAAUCUGGCGAAACCAACCAAGCUAAAUGGUUCGCUGCUUGGUGCUCUUGUUGCGCAAGCGCAAGUUCAACAACAACAGCAGCAACAACAACAACAACAACAGCAAACAAUUACUACUGACGAUACUAAACCGCCGCCACCGCAGUAUGACGAAGCUGCUAAGUUGCUAAAGGUCAAAAUAGAACCGGUUCAAAAGAGUCACAUAAAAAGUCAAGUAGUUGAUGACGUAUUAGAGAUUCUCAUCAAGAAUGGCGAGCUACCACCAAGUGCCGCACAAGAUCCAGCCACUCCGACGACUCCGAAUCGCCAGCUACAACAGAAUUUGGUGUUCACCGCGGCAGCAGAUAGUCCAACUCAGUCAUUAGUUUUUACGGCCGCGAGUCCGAUAAGUCCGAUCAGUCCGAUACCAAUGGAGGUGUCUCAGAGUGGUUGUUCGAGCCCGUCAACACCGGCACCACCGCCACCGCCGCCAUUGCCAUUAACUGCAUUCACCAUUCAGUUACCUGACACACUCCAACAACUACAACAACAGGAGGAUAUGAACUCCUUCAACACAGAUCUUUUAUCCUCCGAGGCCGACCUGGAUGCUGCAAUGUUACUCAGUCCACAGUCGGUGCAACAAUCUUCUCCGGAUCCUCAACCGCCACAAGAAGUAACUUCCUCGGACAAUGCUAAUUUGGAUCUCAAAGAACUAGGAUUGGACUUGGAAACAUUAGAUCCAAUGGACUUUGGUCAAUUAGACUGUGACAUGCCGAUGGAUAUGGACGAUCCCGAUUGGUUGGAUUCUCUGAUGCCGCAAUCGCCACCAUCUUCUUCGAUAAUGUCAUCAUCGAAUCAUCAUACCAAUCCGUCAAUCAGUCUGUCAUCCACCACAGAUAUCUAUGACCCGCUACUAGGCAGCAGUCAGUACUCGUUUGAUCUCUUUAACAUGGAGGACUCUGACUUCAAGAUGUCGUCCGACUUAUCCCCGAUGACCUGGGACAAGGUAGACUUUGCGACCUAGCCCGAAAUACUCUCUUGCAAUCCGGCGUUAUGUACUUAAUCCUCGGCAGGUAAUCAAAAAUAAAAUUCGAGGUAAAUAAAAAAUCGCGGACAGUAAGACCAUUGCCAUUUCGGAUCUGUCCGAUGCAUUUUAUAUAAACCAUUUCGCGACAUCCUUGCCUUUAAUGUAUCGACAUUACAUCAAAUGUGUACUUAUAUGCGCGCGUCAACACGGGAAGUGCGCGUUAAUUUUGAAAGCAUACCUACAUUUUAAAAAAUAAGUACAUAAUCGCGCGCAAUCGUUAUCAUUAUUAACAAUUAAGAACGAGAAGGCUGUCGAAUUAUGGACCAGUGUCUGAUAUGCGUGUGUCAUCUUUCGGUCCUCUUCGAUCAAUGAACGUUAACGCAUAUCACUCUUUUAAUCGAUAUCAUCGAUUGUUCCACCAGAAAAAUAAUAUUCGAUUUACAUAUAUAAGGUUUAUAUAUAUAUAUAUAUAUAUAUAUAUAUAUAUAUAUAUAUAUAUAUAUAUAUAUAAAUCUUAUCCUUAUACAUAAAGUGUUUUUUUUCGUACAUCUGUGCGAAUUAAAAUCUGAAAUAACGAUGUGCAUGAGGAUGCGACAGAUCGCUUAUAUAAAAAGGAAAAGGACCUACAAUUCCGGGACCUAAAUUAACUUUCAAAAUUCUCCAAAGAGUCAGCUUACGGUUUUUUAAGCUAGUUUUUACUGUUCAAUCGUGUGUUGCUUGAAGUUUAAUAAUCGCGAGAAAUAGCGUGUGUGUCAAAACAAGGAGACGAAAAAUAUUGCGUACAUGAUCCUCUUGGAUGAUCCCCUGUUUCCAAAUACCUGCCCCUCUUCCGCAACCGUAAUUAAUCGUAGCAUAACUACAUAAUUAUACAUUUACAGAAUCUAAUAUAACGAUAAUUAUUGUAAAGAUAUACAUACAUACGCAUAUAUAUACAUAUAUACACAUAUGUAAAAUAUACUUCUAUACGUGCGCCUGACGUCUGCGAAUCGUGUAACGUUCGGAUACGCGAGUUCGGGGGCCUUCCAGCGCAGCUAUACAUAUUUUCUAAGCCACAGAGCAUGUGAUGUUAGGAAUUAUUGCGUAUUUUAAUUGAUAAUCAUUAUAAUAGCGAUGAAAUCGUAGAACGGCUGCGCGCACGAGCGAGCUGCACUAUUGUCACCGGGAUCAGUUGCCACGGCGCGGUCCUUCGAUCUUUCCACUGCGACUAGUAAUCUUUUUGUUGCUAUAUGACAUUCCAUGUUUCCAAUCUGUGUACGAACAAGGGAGAUCGAAGCCACACGUGUCGAGCGAUCGCUACGUGAAUCGAAGAAUCCCGUCUCGGAACGCUGUGUCAAGCAAGAAUUGCUUCAUGCCUUGAAAUCUGCACUGUUCUGAGACGCUCCUCGGAGACCAAGUGGCUUCGGACUUUGACGUAACGACGAAGGACCGCGCUGCCGAACUCGGUAACGAGAGCAAGAAUGUGUGUGUGUGUGUGUGUGUGUGUGUGUGUGUGUGAGAGAGAGAGAGAGAGAGAGAGAGAGUGUGUGUGUGUGUGUGUGUGUGUGUGUGUGUGUGUGUGUGUGUGUGUGUGUGUGUGUGCGUGCGUGUGUGUGUGUGUGCGCGCGUGCAAGUGUGUGCAAGUGUGUUUGUAUGUGUGAAUGGAAGAUAUAUCUUAAAAAGUAUGGAUGCUUAUCUGAGAAAGCGCAAGGAAAGCUCAGGCAAAACAAAAUUAUGGUACGAUGAUUAUGAUGAUAAAUCAUAUCUUUGAAUAAAAAUUUUGCAAAAAAUUUCAAAACAAUGCAUAAAGAAUAUUUGUUAUAGUUUUAUUUUUAAUUUUUUAAAUACUUUUUACCUGAAAAUUGAAAUAAUUAAAAUUUUUUUAAUAUAGAUUUAUGAUGAUAUGUAACAAGUGACUUGUCAACUUGCAACUUGAGAUUUCCUUACAUGGAUGAAUGUGAUAUGUAUCAAUGUUUAUGGACAGCGAUGGUGCUAAUCGAAACCCCAAUACUCGGCGAUCGAUGAUUUUUCUUAAAAAAAAAAAGAAAAAACGUCGCGGUUAUCUUCAUUCUUUUUUUAAAAAACUUGUAAUAAUACCGCAACGUUUCGAAUUUUCCUCGCAACCAACGUGCCUCGAAGUGUUGUUUUUCCUUGCGAGCUUUUUAGUUCCGCGCGGAACUGACGUUACGUAGUACGAAUAGAGAAAGAGUGCUGUAUUUAUGUUGUUAAGUUUUCGAGUGAGAGAAAAAUUAAUGAGGUGUGUUCCCAUUAUUCUCAUUAACGAAACACGGUACAUUGGUCCGCGAUCGUCACUUCCUUUUCCGUAUUCACCACAGAAAGAGCAAAGGAAAAAAAUGCAACAUUCCAAACAUAUUCACUUCAUGGAGAAUUCUAAAGAGACCUCGAGGUACUACCAUGUUCCGUGUGCGCGAGAACCUGACAGAGGAGACCAGGAGCGCAAACAGGCGCCGUAACGCAUCGCCGAAUCCGUCGAGACACGCGCGGAAAUAAUUAAGCUGGAACUUAGUGCAUUUAAUUAAAGGAGCCGGUUUGCCUUCUUGUCUUCUUUCCUCUCAUGUUCUGACUCCCGGAGCCAGUUGCAGAAUCAUUCUUUUUUUUUAUCAAGCUGAUAAGCAUCGAUUCCAUAAAUCUUAUAAAUUUCGUAAUUUAUUUGUAGUGCCAAGGGAAUGGAUCGCUUAUAUAAUUCUGUAAAUUGCACACCACCGGUCGCGAAGGUGUCGUUUCAUUCGUAGCAAGCGGCUCACGCUUAAUCAAUUUGCAGCAUUACUGAUUCGUUGUAAAAGCCACGUUUUUUAAUUGCGUUUUACUAAUACCUGCAUUUAAGAUAUCGCUUCUAUAUUGCUUUUUCCCGCCGUUGUCUGAAGCUUUUAUAAACGACAAACAUGGCCUGCAAACUCAUCUGUCACGACAAACGGAACAUGGUAUCGGGGUGAGAAAUAAAGGUGCCAAAAAAAUUAUCCCUUGUUACAAGCAUCACGUAGAAAAUCGUCACACUCGUCACCAUCCGUUGCCUCAUGACAAUAAGAAGGAUUUUAUUGUUCUCUGUAAAAUACUGUACAUAUAUGUGUAAAAUAUAAUGAAAGAGAGAUAAUGUGUGUUUUGUAGUAGCGAGCUUGACAUAAAUUUAAUGAAUUUAUUUAGGGUAAUUAAAAGGCGAUUAUUAACUAAAAAGGUCGUAUUAUAUCGUAAAACAGCGCGUCCCUAUUUCAUCGUACUCGCAACGAGCCAUCAUGCUUGGAGACGUUGCAAUCGCGUAAUUAUUUUAAGUUCGAGUCGUUCAUCAUGAUUUUGCCGAUGAGUGAUCGAUCUGUCAGGCUGUGCGAAUCUGGUAGUCUGUCGUGUGUGGUGCAUCUGCAGUGUAUGUGCGUAUACGUAUGAAUACUAAAUCUUUAUAACUCGCGAGUGCGAAUCAGAAUGAAGCAGCCGAGCAAGGUGUAAAGUAUGUAAACCGCGAUCGCAUCUAUGCAUAUAUACAUAGCUUCGUCGAGUAUAUAACAAACCGCGCAAUUGCAAUCCGGGGAAAAACGAAAUGAUGCAAUAGCAUCGCACACAUAGAUACACACAAACACACGUACACAUAUAUACACAAUACACAAUUGGUAUGCGCAUUGCGUGCGCGCGCGCGUGAGGAGUGGUAUACAUAUAAGCUUUUGUUAUUAAGUAUCAUUGAAUUUAUUGUAAUGAUAUACUCUUAAGUAACGAUCACGUAAUUAUUGCUAGAGAGAGUGUUAUUUAUUUUUAUUUGUUGCGAAUUUAUCGAUUGCCUUCCAUUUGAGUAAAAUAAAUAAAUAUAAAGUUAUUCGCUAAA
Solenopsis invicta (red fire ant) is the source of this 9989-nucleotide messenger RNA. Its product is annotated as myocardin-related transcription factor B. The transcript is spliced from 12 exons. Lineage: Eukaryota; Metazoa; Arthropoda; Insecta; Hymenoptera; Formicidae. Bases 3014 to 6181 code for a protein of 1055 amino acids. The record is from RefSeq and is a predicted model, not a curated record.